AAAGCAGCAUAUAAGUGAGUGGUGAACUGUAGAUAAUAUACUUCAGUGAUACUGACGGAAAGGACAAAAGGGGAAAUGAGUGGAGAAACUGUUACUAUGGCUUCUGAAACUACUUAAUAUUUCAGCAGAACUCAGGACUCUUCACCUGCACCACUGUUAAGGUCCAUUUGGUGAAUUGUGAACAUCAGAACAUCAGCUCUGUAACGUAGAUGGUGUUGGUGCAUGGAAUCAAACCAGUGUUUUAUCAGCUACUGGAAGCCUCAGCAGUUACAGAAGUGAUGUUGAUGAACUUCAUCGAUCCCAAAGUUCUUUAGUGACGAUGAUGUUCAGGGCAAUGGGACAAAUCCUGGUGAAUAUUGUAGCAGAAAUCAGGACUCUCAGGACUCUUCUUCUCCUGCUGUGCUGUUUACUGUGUGAAGCUGGAGACGAGACGGUCACACUGCAGGAAGUGGAAGGAACCACUAUAACUCUCCAUACUGGGAUAACUGGGAUUCAGAGUGAUGCUCAUAUUCAGUGGUUUUAUGGACCUGAGAAAUUAGAGGAAAAGAUAUUGAUUAGUCAGGUGUUUAAAGGAGAAACUGUUACAGACAUCAGUGAGAGAUUUAAAGGGCGACUGCAGCUGGACAGAAUCAGUGGAGCUUUAACCUUCAGGAACAUCAGCAGAACUGAUUCUGGAGUUUAUUUAUUACACGUCAUCAAUGGAAAUCUCUCAUCUAGGACUUUCAGUGUCAGUGUUUAUGCUCCAGUAUCAACUCCAGUAAUAAUAAAUGAAAGAGGAAAGCCAAGUGUGAUUUCCACAGAGUCGUGUUUCCUCCUGUGUUCUGUGGAGAAUGGAGAAGAUGUGAAGUUAUCCUGGUACAGAGAGAAUGAGAGAAUCUCCAUCACCAAUAACACAGAUCUCAGUGUUCCCCUCAAUCUCCCACUUCAAAUACAACACAAUGACACUAACACUUACAUCUGUGUGUCUGCAAACCCUGUCAGCAAUAAAACAACUUCUCUCAACAUCACACAGCUCUGUGACGUCUCAGAUGAUUGUCCCUAUUCACUUCUUCCUGCUCUGGUAUCUGUUGGACUUUUUGUGUUAUUAAUUAUAAUAUUAAUAAUUGCGGGGAUUCGGCUGAAGAAGAAAAAACACAAGAAAUUCCUGAUGUACUGACUUCCUCUGAUGCGAAUAUCAUCACUUACAGUGCAGAGAGAGAUAAAGAGGAAGAAAACUCCACAGUAACGGAUGAUGAGACCCUGUGGUGUAUUCAGACGUGAGGAGAUCCAAAUAAUUCAACACAUCUCUAUAUGAUAUAAAAUAUUUUAUGUUUUUGCACUUUUCAUGUUCUGUCAUACGUCAGAGUGACGCACUCGUAGGAAAGCUUUCUUCACUUUAGCUUCACUUUAUCUUCACAUGCUCAUAGACAUAGACAAUUGGCUAGUGUUGCUGCGAAUGACCAGAGACAGAGUAUAUGCCCCUCUCACCCCGAGAGCAUGGCCAGAUUUGCCCUCUUAACUGGACACCUUGAUGAUGAAGGUACAGGAGCACUUUUUGUGUCUGGUUCCUCUCAAGUUUAUCACUCACGUUGCCUCAGGUUGCUUUUCCUUCCCUCUGCUGCCUUGCCCUACCUCAUUAGUGAUGAAUGUUAAGUGUCCAGACUUUCUCUACAGACUUGUGUAAUAUGGUUCAAAUAUAUAAUAUAAUGCCUUCCUGAUGUUUUACAAACUAAAGUGCAAUUCUGUAAAAAUUCAGAAUUCAAAAUCAGUAUUUUAUACAACACUAAAAAUGUGCUGAUAUUUUACAUUGUUACGUCCUUUUUUAUGUUUGUUCUCUGUUUUGGGAGGUGUCUGUGUUUCUGUGCAGGAUGAACACCGAUUGGUUACUGAUGGUUACCUGGUGCCACGCCCUGCCUGGUCAGCUGACUCCCUGCAGCCUAUAAAAGCCUCCACCACCUCUUCCUGCUUUAGCUUUUUGGCUCACUUGCUGUGUUUGUGUUACUUGUUUGCUGCUAGUUAGUAUUGUGUGUGAGUUGUCUGUGAUAUUAGUGUGUUUAGACAUUCCUGUUAAUGCUGACUAUUGCCUGUUCUUUUGACUGUGACUCUGGAUUGCAUGUUUGUUCUUAUUAGCUAACCUGCAAAUAUGCGAAUAUAGUAUUACUGGGACAGCAGGGAGACGGAUGCCAUUUUUGUUUGAACCUUUUAUUGGUUGUGUUUUUGUACAGGGAGUUAGGGAAGGAAUUGUGUUCCUUUUUUGUUUGUUUGCACAGCAGGGAAUUUAAAGGGUACAACAAUGAGUUGUUUCUGUUAGUUAUUGUGGCCUUGUCGGCUCCUGAAGACAUAACCCCAGUUGUACAUGUGAAAUUUGUUAUUCUCAUUAAAAAUAUUGUUUAUUCCGUUA
Messenger RNA from Tachysurus fulvidraco (yellow catfish), 2380 nucleotides. RefSeq names its product natural killer cell receptor 2B4-like. The record is from RefSeq and is a predicted model, not a curated record. The coding region runs from base 320 to 1156 and encodes 278 amino acids. NCBI's taxonomy places the organism in Eukaryota, Metazoa, Chordata, Actinopteri, Siluriformes, Bagridae. The transcript is spliced from 8 exons.